AUGUCCACCUCCGAGAAAGGGGAACAGCUCCCUCUCGUCCUACCCUCCUCCCCUCAAUCACCUGCUCGACCUAAAUCCAAAGUCGGAACCGCUCUCAAGCACAUCGUCCCUCUAUCCCUUGUUAUCAUCUACUACUCUUUCAUCGCGCCGCUCUCCCUCAGCUCCAUCAGACCAUACUCUCAAGUCGAAGUAGCAGCCAAAGAAAGCGCAAGAUGUCCCGUCCAACCUCCAAUCAUAAAUAUCGGUAACGACUGGGAUGUAGUAAACGAUCAUGAGUAUGCCUCCCUAGCUACCAAAAGACUUUCAAGAGCAGUACAAAUUAACACCGAAUCAUAUGAUAACCUCCCCACGAACGCUAGUGAUCCAAUAUUCGACAAACACUAUGAAUUCUCUCAUUACCUCUCUUAUGAAUUUUCCAAAUUAUUCAAAGAACCAAUCAAAUACGAAAAUGUAAAUGUCCAUGGACAUUUGUUUACGUGGGAAGGUAAAAACAAGAAUCUCAAACCGAUCUUAUUGAUGGCUCAUACAGAUACUGUACCGGUCUUACCUGCUACGUUGGAUCAAUGGAGCUACCCACCUUUUGAGGGUAAAGUUACGGUCAAUGCGACUAAAGAAACUCCCGGUACCUGGAUUUGGGGUAGGGGUGUAAGUGAUUGUAAGAAUACUUUAUUGGCUAUAUACGGAUCACUGGAAAGGUUAGUUACGGAGGGAUAUGAACCUGAAAGAACUAUUAUUGUAGCAAAUGGAUUUGAUGAAGAGAUUGGUGGGUCAAGAGGGUCAGGACAUAUCUCCGAGGUACUUCUCAAGCGAUACGGACCUGAUGGUAUCGCCUUCCUUGUUGAUGAGGGAUUUACCGGAAUCUCGAAGGAUUACGGUGCGACUGUCGCAAGCUUCGGUAUGGCCGAGAAAGGAUCGGUAAACGUCAAUGUCAAGGUGGAGACAUUAGGUGGACAUUCAAGUGUUCCCCCUCCUCACACCGCCAUUGGAAUCAUCUCCCUUCUCCUCGCUGGACUUGAAGCACACCCAUUCAAACCUACUUUAUCCCCCCAAUCACCUUUCCUUAAAUCUCUUAACUGUCUAGCAGACUACGCUCCUGAAUUCCCUAAGUCGAUCAAACAUGAACUCAAAGAUCCUAGACAGUGGGACCAGCUUGCUCAGCAAUUAGCAAAGAAGGAUAGGGUUUUGAAUAGUUUCCUGGCGACCACUCAGGCUAUCGACUUGAUCAAUGGUGGGGUCAAAGUAAAUGCCUUGCCCGAAGUUGUUGAUGCCACUGUCAACUACCGAAUCUCAUUUACCUCUUCAGUCAACGAAACUCUCUCUCACGUUGCUCAAGUACUCAGGCCUCUCGCAAAAAAACUUGGUUAUACCAUCUCGGCAUUCGAUGAACCACAUUCUGCUCAUCACGAGAAUUCUACUUCUCAUAUCACGUUGAGUGUACCUGGUGGAUUGAGCCUGGAACCCGCACCUAUCACUUCUGAUCGAACCAAAUCAUUCGCUCUACUCGGUGGAACCGCUAAAGCAGUAUUUGGUAAUGAUACCAUCGCUUCUCCUUCAGGAAUGUUCGCGAAUACCGAUACGAGGUGGUUCUGGAACCUCACUUCUGAUCUUUACAGAUUCACCCCUACAUUGAUUACUGAGAACCUCAAUCAACAUACUGUCAAUGAGCGAAUCAGCCUUGAAGGUCAUUUGAACGCUACUCGAUACUUCUACAAAUUACUCAGAAACCUCGAGGGAUGGGAUGCUGAGUAG
Molecule: messenger RNA, 1749 nt
Organism: Kwoniella botswanensis
Lineage: Eukaryota; Fungi; Basidiomycota; Tremellomycetes; Tremellales; Cryptococcaceae
Exons: 6
Coding region: 1-1749 (582 amino acids)
Cellular component (GO): fungal-type vacuole lumen
Molecular function (GO): metallocarboxypeptidase activity
Source: RefSeq, a predicted model, not a curated record